CGAAAGUGCAUCAACCAGUAUCGCAUGUUCGACAAAUGAAUUUCACAGCGAAUAGUUAAAUGAACGUCAGAAAAUAGUAUCAACAAUGCGGUAGUGGGAUACGAACUUACGAGCGUGUAGCGUACUGCGGACGGAGUUGCGUCGUGGCGGAGGGCGGGCGGUUUGCGCAAGCGCGUCGCGGACGGGCGUGACGCGGUACUCCCGCACAGCUGACGCCAGGGCCCCGUGACGCGACGCGGCCACGCAUCGAUUUCGCGCACGUCGUCGUGGAAAUCAGUCGGAUAAUGCCACACGUCGCUAUUUAGUGAACAAAGUGUUACCUGUAACAGAGUGCACGUCUUGCGUAUCCUGCUCGAUCCCGAUGAUGGUGAGACGAAGCGGACGUUACACCGUGAACUGGCGAGGAUUCAGAGACUUCGCUUUCGGUAGUAAGCCUCCUGACGAAGAGAUAGAAGAACCAAAACCGGCUGAAGACUUGGCAAAUCAUGAAGUCAUAUUCCUCAAAAGCAUUGUGGAAAGUCCGGAUUUCGCAAGGAAGUAUGGUUGUGCUGAUUCAGAAGAGGACCUGCUCGUAAAACCCGUAUCGCUGGGCAAUGUAAACAUAAUCAGGUCGCUAAGUGAGUACCGUGGAAACAAUAUACGGACUAUUGAGCAAGCCGAACUAGCUAUCAUUGUAUCCAGGGCACAUUUUAAGGCACUAAUAGAAGCUCAUGACCAAAUAGGUAAAAUUUGGUUGGAAAGAGGAUCUGGUAUAGAUGACAAGUUGAUACCAAACGAAUUUCCUGACCUGAUAGAAUUUUCAAAAGAGAGUCCCGAGGGUAACGGAGAUAUGCCUAUAGAAACAGUAAAAGUUGUAGGUCUUAGAAAAGUACCAGGACAACCUUUAGGUUUGACUGUGACAACCGAUGAGCAUGGACAGCUUAUUGUUGCAAGGAUACUUGCAGGAAGUGCAGCAGCAAAACAAGCCUUAGUAUCUGUUGGUGAUGUUCUACUGGAGGUAGACGGGGUUCACAUUGAAUCAGAGGAGCAACUGAAGGAAGCUGUAGCAAAACCAAAUGAUAGGGUCACUCUUAAAGUUGGACCUAACCUUAAGGAAAAGAGCUCUCAGCUAACCAAUAAGUUAACUUGCUAUGUAAGAACACUGUUCGACUAUAACCCAACUCAAGACACCUUAAUACCGUGCAAAGAAAUAGGAUUAACAUUCAAGAAGGGUGACAUAUUACAAAUUUCUGAUAGAAAGGACCCAAACUGGUGGCAAGCAAGUCACGUCGAGAGGCCCGAAAUAGUAGGUUUGAUACCGUCUCCGGAAUUAGAAGAACGAAGAAAAGCAUACGUCCCACCCGAGGCUGACUUUGUACAUAAAAUCAGCAUUUGUGGAGCACGGAUAUCGAGAAAGAAAAAGAAAUUUGUUUACGAGUCGCGGUCGUCGGUGCAAUUGGAAGGGGCCGAGCUGGCUCUGUACGAGGAAGUGGCCCGCACGCCCCCCUUCCUGCGGCGCGUGCUGGCGCUCGUCGGCACGCGCGGCGUCGGCAGGAGGACGCUCAAGAAUAGGCUCAUACAGGACUACCCCGACCGGUUCGGGGCGGUCGUGCCGCAUACGUCCCGUCCCCCGAGGCCGAUGGAGGAGAACGGUCAGUCGUACUGGUUCGUGUCGCGCGAGGAGAUGGAGCGUGACGCCCACGCCGGCCGCUUCCUCGAGUACGGGGAACACAACGGGAACCUGUACGGCACCCAUCUGGACUCCAUACGAGCCGUCAUCAAGGAAGGGAAGAUGUGCAUACUAGACUGUGCUCCGCAAUCUUUGAAACUGUUACACAACAGCAGCGAAUUCCUGCCGUACGUCGUGAUGAUAACGGCGCCUGGUAUUGAGCAGCUGAAGAAUCUCACUCACGCCUCCAACCGAAAUUUGACCUUCGACAGGCAGAGCUCCAUCCGCUACAGUUCGAGACGCGCCCGCACGUUAGAGUCGCUUGCAUCCCUUUACGAAGAAGAAGAUUUGAAACAAACUCUGGAAGAGAGCGCUCGAAUUCAACGACAAUACGAGAAGUACAUAGACUUUGUGAUCACUAACAACAACUCCGAUACAACCUUCUCGAAGAUCUUAGACGCAUUGCACGCUCUCUCUACCGACCACCAGUGGGUGCCGGUCAGCUGGAUAUAUUAAACAAAAAAAAAAACAUUAAAAAAACUGCGACUGAGCAAAAAAAAAUCAAUAAUUACCACAGCACAUUAUUGCCAGACUUAAAUUUUUAUACGCGCACAUAAUGUUAAUAACUUACGUGAUGUCAAUACAAUAAAUAAAUUACAUACCAAACAGCAAACGAACGUAAAAAUUACAAAAAAAUGGAAGCGAUCUGUAUAACAUGUUGAUUUGUCUUCUAAUAGUUGUAUGGUUCCGAAUUGGAGACUUAAAAGGUAUCGUUCAUUACAAUAUAAUUAUAACAGAUAUAAUUACAACUCUAGAGUUGUAUAAAUUGAUAUGUCUGUUUUUAAACAACCUACCUACCUAGAUGGAAAUUACUUUCAAGUUCAAAAGACAAGUUAGACUACCUAUGUGAUUUUUUUUAUUUUUUUGCCGUGUCUUUUAGUCCUUCCAGUGGAAUUACAAACCCAUGAAAGGUCGCAGUGAGCAACCACGAAAAUAUGUAAUUAUUUAAAUGAAAUUUAUAAUUACUUUUUUGCAAUAUCUUCUAGUAACUUUGUCGUAACAAAAUAAAUCAAUACGUUAUAAGCUUAUUAUAGCUAGUUGAAAUAGAUUUAAUUUCAUUCAGUUAUGUACCUCUCUACUUAGAUAAACGGUAAAUCGCAAUUAUUACCAAAAUGUAUUUCUUUUAAAUCUCACUAUUAUUAUAAAAAAAUUAAAAUUAUAUUUUACCAUACAGCAACGAGUAGUGUAUUAUCUAUCAUUUUCGAAGCAACUAGUAAAAUUAAGAAAUGUUACCAUGUUUAAAAAUAAUCUUUAUAUUGCAAUAAAACUUACUUUUUACAAAAUUUCAUUAAUAAAUUGUAUUUUAGUAAAUUAAAGCAUUCGAUUUGAAAUUAAAAAAAAAUAGCACAAAGCUGCUAACUGCUUUCAAUUGACAUCACCUUUAUUAUGUAUAUCAUUUAUGUAACCUAAAUAUAAGGAACGAGACAUCACAGGUACUACUGGAUUUAUUUAAACACACGCAUGUGUAUAAAACAACAUGAAAAGUAUUAUCAAGUGUACAAUAAUUAUAAAAAAUAUCAUAUUAUACAAUAAUAUAAGUAUUGUUAAGUAUUGACAGAACGUGCCACAUAAGCUUCGCAACGCAAUCUUGGGAUAAAACGAGUCAUUCCAUACAAAAAAAAUGUGAUUACAGCUAUCUUAAGCAGAGCGAGCUUCUUUUGUUAAACUCUUUAAUCUCUCUCGUGAAUCUCUCGUAAACUAAAUCUCACUCUUGAAAUUAUAAUAUCAUAUUAUUUUGCAAAGAGAAAGUCCCACCUUCACAGAGAUGAGAAAAUGAUUAGAUUUAGGAUGUUAGGAAUAAUGAAUGAACGAUUGUAUAAUUGUCAUAGCAUAGGCUAUGACAAAUAAAAACUGUUAAAAAUAUAGAUUUUUAACAGUUUUUGUAAGAAGCAUGUUGCAUUUAAAAAAGAACACGCUUUGAUUUUGGAUAUAAAGUGGCAAUUAAAAAUGUUAUCAUAGUUUAUUUGCAAUUUAAUAUAACUGUUUUUAUAAAGUCUGUAUCAACGGUGGAGAGAAAUCGAUAGUUUUAUUUUAGAAAUAACUAUUACGAUGUAUUUCCGAUUGAUUUAUAUUGUUAAUAAUUCACAUCACAAUAAUCACACGUUUAUUUCAAUUUUUAUUUAUUUAUAUUAAAGGUUUUGUAGAAUUUGCAGUCAUUCACUCUUUAAUGUUAUUAUUAUGGUGCCGAUUAUUUUGUCUCGGCUUAAGAUUUAUUAAUUUUAGAUUUAAUUUAGUGUUUACAUUCCGUCCAUUUUCUUUUAAUAUUAUAAUAUAAUUAUAAAUGUUUUGUAUUUUUUUCCCAAUUUAGCAUUAUGUGAUCUUUUAUUUUUCUUACUUAUUUUAUGUAAUAAAUGCAAGCUAUUUGGAGUAAA
Bombyx mori (domestic silkworm) is the source of this 4080-nucleotide messenger RNA. It is a transcript of the gene vari, whose product is annotated as protein PALS2. The transcript has 12 exons. Bases 362 to 2164 code for a protein of 600 amino acids. Gene Ontology annotation, cellular component: cell-cell junction; plasma membrane. Lineage: Eukaryota; Metazoa; Arthropoda; Insecta; Lepidoptera; Bombycidae. The record is from RefSeq and is a predicted model, not a curated record. Gene Ontology annotation, molecular function: protein binding.